AUGCAGUGGAUCAAAUCCAGCAUCCCUCCUUCCCAGUUUGAAGGCUUUGCAGCAGCCAACCCAGUAGACAUUCCAAGCUUUUCUCCAGUUCAUCUGAUACUGAGGAAAGUGCUGGUUCACGGGGGAGGGGUGCACCGUGCAGGCCAGCAGCAAGUCUCCGGGGGUGAGAAUCCUGGAAUGACUGACUCACUUUUACCUGGUUGUGAAGAAGAGGGAGGGGUUAUGACUUGCUGAGGUCCUGAGGUUUUGCAUGGGGUAACUUAGUCUGUUUUCCCCAUGUGCCAAUGAGACUGGGACCAGUAGUCAGGUGACCUGUUCUAUUUAUGCUCCCGAUUGUGGUCUACUAAACUACCCCCUCUGGGUCACUAGCCAGAACACAGAGCAGAUUAUCCUAAGAGAAGUGACUGAGUGUAGCUUGUGUUGAAACAUAACAUGCAUAUAGUAACUUCUGCUAGUAUAGCCUAGCUAGCACUGGCGUAGUUACUUCAAUUGUUUAAGCAUAUGUUGCACAACAGUGAUUCAAAUACUUUUUCAGAAUAUUGACAAUCUUAAGGGGGUUAGCCAUCAGUGACGGAGUUGACAAGCCACUGACGGAGUUGAUAACAUACUCAAAACAGAAAUACGCUACGUGCUUCAGCACUCUGCGGUCCCGUUCUGUGAGCUUGUGUGGCCUACCACUUUGCGGCUGAGCCGUUGUUGCUCCUAGACGUUUCCACUUCACAAUAACAGCACUUACAGUUGACCGGGGCAGCUCUAGCAGGGCAGAAAUUUGACGAACUGACUUGUUGGAAAAGUGGCACGUUGUAUGACGGUGCCACGUUGAAAAUCACUGAGCUCUUCAGUAAGGCCAUUCUAUUGCCAAUGUUUUUCUACGGAGAUUGCAUGGCUGUGUGCUCGAUUUUUAUACCCCUGUCAGCAACGGGUGUGGCUGAAAUAGCUGAAUCCACUCAUUUGAAGUGGUGUCCAUAUACUUUUGUGUAUUCUUGCUUCUAAAAAUAAAAGUUCAAUAUAAACAUUUGUGCAGUGUCUUCGGAAAGUAUUCAGACCCCUUGACGUUUUCCACAUUUAGUUAGGUUACAGCCUUAUUCUAAAAUGUAUUACAUUGUUUUUUUCCUUAAUCAAUCUACACACAAUACCCCAUAAUAACAAAGCAAAAACAGGUUUUUAGAAAUGUUUGCUAAUUUAUUACAAAUAAAAAACGUUAUCACAUUUACAUAAGUAUUCAGACCCUUUACUCAGUACUUUCUUGAAGCACCUUUGGCAGCGAUUACAGCCUCAAGUCUUCUUGGGUAUGAUGCUACAAGCUUGGCACACCUGUAUUUGUGGAGUUUCUCCCAUUCUUCUCUGCAGAUCCUCUCAAGCUCUGUCAGGUUGGAUGGAUGGGAGCGUUUUGGACAGCUAUUUUCAGGUCUCUCCAGAGAUGUUCGAUCGGGUUCAAGUCCAGGCUCUGGCUGGGCCACAAUGGCGUUCAGAGACUUGUCCCGAAGCCACUCCUACGAUGUCUUGGCUGUGUGCUUAGGGUCGUUGUCCUGUUGGAAGGUGAACCUUCGCCCCAGUCUGAGGUCCUGAGUGCUCUGGAGCAGGUUUUCAUCAAGGAUCUCUCUGUACUUUGCUCCAUUCAUCUUUCCCUCGAUCCUGACUAGUCUCCCAGUCCCUGCUGCUGAAAAACAUCCCCACAGCAUGAUGCUGCCACCACCAUGCUUCACUGUAGGGAUGGUGCCAGGUUUCCUCCAGACGUGACGCUUGGCAUUCAGGCCAAAGAGUUCAAUCUUGGUUUCAUCAGACCAGAGAAUCUUGUUUCUCAUGGUCUGAGAUUCUUUAGGUGCUUUUUGGCAAACUCCAAGCGGACUGUCGUGCCUUUUACUGAGGAGUGGCUUCCGUCUGGCCACUCUACCAUAAAGGCCUGAUUGGUGGAGUGCUGCAGAGAUGGUUGUCCUUCUGGAAGGUUCUCUCAUCUCCACAGAGGAACUCUAGAGCUCUGUUAGAGUGACCAUCGGGUUCUUGGUCACCUCCCUGACCAAGGCCCUUCUCCCCGAUUGCUCAGUUUGGCCGGGUGGCCAGCUCUAUGAAGAUUCUUGGUGGUUCCAAACUUCUGCCAUUGAAGAAUGAUGGAGGUCACUGUGUUAUUGGGGACCUUCAAUGCUGCAGAAAUGUUUUGGUACCCGUCCCCAGAUCUGUACCUUGAAACAAUCCUGCCUCGGAGCUCUACGGACAAUUCCUUCGAACUCAUGGCUUGGUUUUUGCUCUGACAUGCACUGUCAACUGUGGAACCUUGUAUAGACGGGUGUGUGCCUUUCCAAAUCAUGUCCAAUCAAUUGAAUUUACCACAGGUGGACUCCAAUCAAGUUAUAGAAUCAUCUCAAGGAUGAUCAAUGAAAACAGGAUGCACCUGAGCUCAAUUUUGAGUCUAAUAGGAAAGGUGCUGAAUACCUGUUUUCGCUUCGUCAUUAUGGGGUAUUGUGAGUAGAUUGCUGAGGAAAUGUUUUUAUUUAAUCCAUUUUAAAAUAAGGCUGUAACGUAACAAAGUAUGGAAAAGGUAAAUACUUUCUGAAGGCACUGUAAGUAUGGAAAAUGAUUAAUUUUUAAAUCCCCAAUAAAAACAUAACCAUUUUAUCAGAUCUUUCAGCACUUUAACAGAGUUCACGUUAGAAAAAAAUCUGAUGGAGUUGAUGUUUUACGGAGUUGACAAAUUUCAUUUUUCUUCUUCAUUCAAGUGGUAUGCAGAGUAGCAAUUUUGUUUUUCUUCAGUUGCUUUAUGACUCUUAAACCGAAUUAUCUAUCAGGCAGAUGGAGUUGACAGUUUAUGGUUGUGACCAUGGUGAUUUCAAUAUUGUUUGUUUAAAUCUAUCAAAAGUAGAGACAUUUUACAGACCUUGAGUGGUCUUGUUGCACUACAUGUACAGUAAUGAGGACAUGAAUAAGGGGUCCUUAUGGUAUAGCUGACCCUGCUCAUUCCUGAUUAAUUUAGGAUUUUAGACCAAAUCUCCAGACACAUCUUUUAAGAAUCACAGUCUUUAGAGAAAUAUUGUUUAAAGCCACUAUUGCAAGAAACUACAUAACAUACUUUUUCAGUUAGUAUCCAUUAUUGCCAGUUUUUAAAAAUAAUUUUAAACACUUUUUUGGAGAGUUUGAAAUGGGGAUCCUUUGCUCCGGACAAGGGCAUUUCCAGGCAUAGAGCUGACAUGGAAAUGUAUAAAAUUGAAAGUAUUUAGAAAAUUCCAAAAACAAAUAUUUUCCUUAUAAAAUUCGCCUAAAUGUAAAUGUUAAGCUCAAAUAAUGCAACAAAAUCAAUUUUUUAAACUAUAAAAAUAAAGUUUCCCAGCCGGACUAGGAUUGCCCCGAUUUUCAAGAAUCCCUAAACUAAUUUCCUGCUAUUCUACACAUUUUGCCAUGAGGAAUUUCAUGCAAUGCAAACAGAUGAAGGCAUGGAAACACAGUGAGCUCCAGGUGUUGUUCUCUCUAUCUGGAGACAUGGUAAUGUUCGUGGUGUUGGACAGAGUUUCAGGUAACAGCUGAGUUGGGCUGAUCUGUCAAUAUAGAUCACUGUGAGCUUGCAGUAAAUCUGACUUUAUGAUCUGGUGUUUAUGAAAUGGUUAUAUAUUAAACUGAAACAGGAAUAUACAGUGAGGGAAAAAAGUAUUUGAUCCCCUGCCGAUUUUGUACGUUUGCCCACUGACAAAGACAUGAUCAGUCUAUAAUUUUAAUGGUAGGUUUAUUUGAACAGUGAGAGACAGAAUAACAACAACAAAAUCCAGAAAAACGCAUGUCAAAAAUGUUAUAAAUUGAUUUGCAUUUUAAUGAGGGAAAUAACUAUUUGACCUCUCUGCAAAACAUUACUUAGUACUUGGUGGCAAAACCCUUGUUGGCAAUCACAGAGGUCAGACGUUUCUUGUAGUUGUCCACCAGGUUUGCACACAUCUCAGGAGGGAUUUUGUCCUACUCCUCUUUGCAGAUCUUCUCCAAGUCAUUAACGUUUCAAGCCUGACGUUUGGCAACUCAAACUUUCAGCUCCCUCCACAUAUUUUCUAUGGGAUUAAGGUCUGGAGACUGGCUAGGCCACUCCAGGACCUUAAUGUGCUUCUUCUUGAGCCACUCCUUUGUUGCCUUGGCCAUGUGUUUUGGGUCAUUGUCAUGCUGGAAUACCCAUCCACGACCCAUUUUCAAUGCCCUGGCUGAGGGAAGGAGGUUCUCACCCAAGAUUUGACGGUACAUGGCCCCGUCCAUCGUCCCUUUGAUGCGGUGAAGUUGUCCUGUCCCCUUAGCAGAAAAACACCCCCUAAAGCAUAAUGUUUCCACCUCCAUGUUUGACAGUGGUGUCACGCCCUGACUCAGGGUGUGUAUAUUCUUUGUUGUGUAUGUUCUAUGUUGUACGAUCUAGUAUGUAUGGUUCUAUGUUGGCCGGUGUGGUUCCCAAUCAGAGGCAGCUGUCGUUCGUUGUCUCUGAUUGGGGUCAAUACUUAGGCAGCCUAUUGGCACUAGUGGGUUGUGGGAUCUUGUUCCGUGUAAGGUAUGUUGUGUGUGCUACCUUGGACUUCACGUUUCAUUUCGUUUAUUGUUUUGUUGAGUGUUUAUUAAGUUAAAAUAAACAUGUAUGCAUCUCACGCUGCGCCUUGGUCCGUCCCGUCCUUCAACGAACGUGACAGAAGAUCCCAAUAGACCUGGACCAAGCAGUGUGCCGAGGAGGAGCAGAGAGGAUGGACUUGGCAGGAGAUAAGAGAGGAUCUGACAAGAAAGAUGGAGGCCCUGAAAGGGAUCAGGGUGGAGAGGCAACCCCAAUAAAAAAAUUUUGGGGGGCACACGGUGUGGACGACGAGGCAGCAGGUGGCCGCGACAGGGCGGAUCUGCUGGUUAGGAGAGGAGGCCACCAUAUUACGGGGGCUAUUGGUUCAGAGGGAGCAGGAGGUAUUUGGUCAGAGGGAGGCGCUACAGGAGGCUAGAAGGGAGAAGGAAGGUGUAGAGGCACGGCGAGAGGAGCUGGUUAGGCAGCAGAAGGAGCGGGGGUUAAUAAAGGAACCCAGUCCUGCUCCUCGCACCAAGAAAGUGGUGCGUGUCGCCAGUCCGGUCCGGCCCGUUCCUGCUCCCCGCACCAAGCCAAGUGGUGCGUGUUCCCAGUACGGCCCGGCCCGUUCCUGCUCCCCGCACCAAGCCUGUGGUGCGCGUCGCCAGCCCGGCCGUCCUGUUCCUGCUCUUCGCACCAAGCCAGUGGUGCAUGUUCCUAGUCCGGUCCGGCCCGUGCCUGCUCCUCGCACCAGACCAGUGGUGCGUUUGUCCAGUCCGGCACGGCCCGUGCCCAUUCCACCGGUGCCUGGUCCGGCACCGGUCAGCUGCUCCACUCCGGAGCCAGAGCAGUCCGCUCCACCGGUGCCUGAUCCAGUUCCGGUCAGCCGUUCCACUCCGGAGCCAGAGCAGUCCGCUCCACCGGUGCCUGAUCCAGCUCCAGUCAGCAGCUCCACUCCGGAGCCAGAGCAGUCCGCUCCACCGGUGCCCAGUCCAGCUCCGGUCAGCGGCUCCAGUCCAGACCAUGACGUCAGCCCCUCUCCAGGUUCAGGGUCUCCCACACCAGGGUCCAGACAGGGCCUGGCGUAUCGUGGGAGGAAGGAGAGGGGAAGUAGCGCGCUGAGGUCCAAACCAGACCAGGGGCGCAACAGAGAGGCGGACAGUGAGAGGUUGUCACGCCCCAAGCCGGAUCCACCUCCGAGGCAGAAUGCCCGGCCCCUACCCUGUUAUGUUUAUGUUGUGCGGUCGGAGUCCGCACCUUUGGGGGGGGGGGGGGGGGGUACUGUCACGCCCUGACUCAAGGGACUCUUAUAUGUUGAGUCAGGGUGUGUAUAUUCUUUGUUGUGUAUGUUCUAUGUUGUACGAUCUAGUAUGUAUGGUUCUAUGUUGGCCGGUGUGGUUCCCAAUCAGAGGCAGCUGUCGUUCGUUGUCUCUGAUUGGGGACCAUACUUAGGCAGCCUAUUGGCACUAGUGGGUUGUGGGAUCUUGUUCUGUGUAAGGUAUGUUGUGUGUGCUACCUUGGACUUCACGUUUCGUUUCGUUUAUUGUUUUGUCGAGUGUUUAUUAAGUUAAAAUAAACAUGUAUGCAUCUCACGCUGCGCCUUGGUCCGUCUCGUCCUUCAACGAACGUGACAGGUGGGGAUGGUGUUCUUGGGGUCAUAGGUAGCAUUCCUCCUCCUCCAAACACGGCGAGUUGAGUUGAGCUUGCGGGCGCUGCAGGACCUUGCGGGCGCUGCAGGAUUUCAGUCCUUCACGGCGUAGUGUGUUACCAAUUGUUUUCUUGGUGACUAUGGUCCCAGCUGCCUUGAGAUCAUUGACAAGAUCCUCCCUUGUAGUUCUGGGAUGAUUCCUCACCGUUCUCAUGAUCAUUGCAACUCCAUGAGGUGAGAUCUUGCAUGGAGCCCCAGGCCGUGGGAGAUUGACAGUUCUUUUGUGUUUCUUCCAUUUGCGAAUAAUCGCACCAACUGUUGUCACCUUCUCACCAAGCUGCUUGGCGAUGGUCUUGUAGCCCAUUCCAGCCUUGUGUAGGUCUACAAUCUUGUCCCUGACAUCCUUGGAGAGCUCUUUGGUCUAGGCCAUGGUGAAGAGUUUGGAAUCUGAUUUAAUUGAUUGCUUCUGUGGACAGGUCUUUUAUACAGGUAACAAACUGAGAUUAGGAGCACUUCCUUUAAGAGUGUGCUCCUAAUCUCAGCUCGUUACCUGUAUAAAAGACACCUGGGAGCCAGAAAUCUUUCUGAUUGAGAGGGGGUCAAAUACUUAUUUCCCUCAUUUAAAAUGAAAAUCAAUUUAUAAAAUUUUUGACAUGCUUUUUUCUGUCAGUGGGCAAACGUACAAAAUCAGCAGGGGAUCAAAUACUUUUUUCCCACACUGUAUAUGUUGUUUAUGAUCCAGGGUUUGUUCUCCACAGUGGAACAUGUGUAAAAGGACAGAUACCCGUGUGAACGAAAACAACAUCAAUAUAAAACUUUUAGAUGAUCAUGAUGGCUAAGAGACUUACUACCAUGUCUUCAUGUCAGAAAAGAGAUCCUAAAAAUAAUGUGUGGCUGUUUGUGAAAUGAGUCAAAGGUUUAAAAAAGGAGAGGAGACCGAGGAAAAAAUAACCCCAGAUUCUUCGGGUCAGGGUUGCAUGAAUUCUGAACCAACUACUUCUCUCUCCCAAACAAGGUCACGAGCAGAUUAUUUCCAUGGUUGUGGCCAGUGGGCUGUCAAGAAGAAUGGCAAGGCCUGCUCUGAUGCUGACGGUUAGUCAUACAAACGGAGAAGGAGCCUGCUCAAACCGCAGUCUUUUUCGAAAUAAAUGAGUUGGAGUCUAAUGUCCAAAGGCACACAGAUGGGCCGCGGUGCAGAAAAUGCUGUGUUUACUCUCUAGAACACGGGCUUAUUUAGGUACACAGAACAGCCUGUUUAAGCUGUCUGGAACAUUACGUGUGGAUCUAAUUGAUUCAGGGUGUGUUAUGCUGUGUGGAUGUGGGCCUACAGUAAUAGUCUUUUUUUUAUUUUUUAUUUAAACUGUUGUUGUGUUUUGGAAAAUUGAUAAAGUCACUGCUUAUCUUGAUUAGUCACUGCUUACGAAGCUGAAAAAAAUAUAGAUGUCUGACACUUCCCUCUCAGUGGGCAACACCUUACGGGUCUGGGUGCUGUGGAAACAGUGUGUGGCAGGGCUACUGUACAGGAACCAACUGAGGCAUGAUUGCCUGGCAGCUAGACAACUGGCAGAACAUUUGGAAAUGCUUUUCUGUGGUCACUAAAGUGACCUGCAAAGAGGAUAGGAGGAAGGAGUUGUCUACGACUCGAGUUAGACAUUAACAGUUCUUAAAAAUCUAAUGCCAAAAUGACCUCAAGUAGAGUAGGUGGUAAUCUCACUGAGCGUAGGCACCCACUUAUGUUGUCCUGUGGUGACACCGCUGCUGGGGCUGUCUGUUCCAAACUGAGUCACAGCACUUCCUGUUCAGAGAGCGAAGGAAACACCCAGAGCACAGGGCACCAAUGAGUCACUACACCAACUGGACAUUAAUAACUCACUACUUGAAACUUUAUAUCCAUGGCAACAUCUCUGAGUAAAGGGAGUGGCUCCCCUCUGCAAACCAUGCCCACAAAUACUAAAGAUCGACUUUUAUUGUCUUCACAGAAUUACCUAUUUCUCUUAGCAGUAACUGUCUUAUCCUAACUAUAAAUGGUUAACAACGAUCUUCUAUAUAUCAUCCAUACCUUCUAACCCAGUGUGUGUGAUUUCUCCAUGCAGGCAGCAUGGUGUACCAUCCUGAGUUUGAGAAGGCUGGCCAGCAGUCGGGCCUGCAGGUGUGGAGGAUUGAGAAGUUUGACCUGGUGGCCGUGCCAGAGAACCUGUAUGGAAGCUUCUACACAGGAGACGCCUACCUCGUCCUCAACACCAUCAAGCAGCGCUCUGGGAACCUGCAGUAUGACCUGCACUUCUGGCUGGGUGAGGACAGAACCAGGAGCAUGAUGGGUUGCAUAACAAAGCCUGGUGGAUAUGAUUUGAGGUCAUAGAAAUAUAAUUACUAGAACGGGCAUCUUCCUUGAAGUCAAUGUACUGUGAUCGGUGGCCAUAUUGAAUGUAAUUCUAUCUCUAUGAUUGAUGUACACCAGCAGAGUUCUGAGUCAGGCCCAUUUCAUUGUAUUGAUCAUGCCUGCAUAAUGUAAUGGGAAAUGUACUAAGUGAGUGAUGCCCAAGCUAGCUUCAUUCAUUGUACCGGUAUGUAUCAAUUGGGUUUUGCUUAGGGAAAUAGUAAUCCGUGACAUCUGUGAAAUCUAGCAGACUAAGCAGCCAUUGUGGGUUGGGCCUCCAUUGACAGACAAGAGAGCAAAAUGUUGCAAUUCAGUGUGUAACAUCCGUGGUUUCUCUGCUCCAGGUGAUUUCUGCACCCAGGAUGAAAGUGGAGCAGCAGCCAUCUUCACAGUCCAGAUGGAUGACUAUCUGGGGGGUAAACCCAUCCAGUACCGCGAGGUCCAGGGACAUGAGUCCAAAGUAUUCCUGGGUUACUUCAAGGCUGGACUGAAGUACUUGGUGAGAUAUUAUUUGAGAUUUUCUUUUUGCAUUAUUGCUACAAUCCUGCCAAUGACACAUGAUAUUGCAUUCAUACCUCAGGCGGGGGUAUUGUUAUAUACCUGAAUGGUUUUGGAGUAACCAACCUAAUCAACCUUUUUAAUGGGAAUAAAGUAUAAAGUAUUCCUCCAUACAAUUCCUAGAAAUUGGAAUUGUAUGGAGGAAAUGUGCCCUAGAAAUGUGAAUGACUGCAUAAUACCUGUGCCGUAUCUUUUGUCACUGUUUUAGAAAGGAGGUGUGGCAUCCGGGUUCAAACAUGUGGUCACCAACGAGGUGGUUAUGCAGCGGGUGCUGCAGGUCAAAGGUCGGCGUGUUGUCAGGGCAACGGAGGUGCCUGUCAGCUGGGACAGCUUCAACCAGGGAGACUGCUUCAUCCUGGACUUGGGAAGCGUGAGUUACCAUCAGCCUGAGGGAGACAUGGCGUCAUCAAACAUUGGUGUCACAUUUAAAUUAUAAAACGGAGAAGCAUAUGCACAUUGUAGGUUUCACAUCUUGCUUACAAUAAAAUAUAAACAUUUAAUAGAGAGAUUGCAAGAAUUUUAAGGAUAUUUGUACAAACUAAUUCCAUGUCGAUGCUGACCACAUGAUAAUAAUGAUAAUGAUAAUGAUAAUGAUGAUAAUAAUAAUAAUAAUAAUAAUGAUAAAUGGGAUUUUAUGCGCCUUUAAAAAAACAAACAAGGACACUGUAAAGCAGGGUUCUUCAAUUCCGGUCCUGGAGGGCCGAAACACCUCUGUUUUUCAUCCUCUCCUUCUAAUCAGGGGCUAAUUCAGACCUGGGACACCAGGUGAGUGCAAUUAACUACCAGGUAGAAAUAAAAAACAGAAGUGUUUCGGCCCUCUAGGACCGGAAUUGAAGAACCCUGCUGUAAAGGGUAUAAAACAAAACAAGAAUAAGAAAAUGAAAUGAAUAAAAGCUCCUUAGCUUAUUCCUGUCUUUUGUGUUGUGUGUCCCUCCUCUCACAGGAGAUCUACCAGUGGUGUGGUUCCCAGAGCAACCGCUUUGAGAAGCUGAAGGCCACCCAGGUUGCCAAGGGUAUCCGUGACAACGAGCGCAGUGGGCGAGCCCGCGUUUACGUGUGUGACGAGGGGGCAGAGAGAGACAAGAUGAUAGAGGUGAGAUCAUAAACAAUUAAAGAACAGGAGAGUCUUCUUACUCUCUUUAUCUCUCUCUGUGUCUGUGAUUGGUUGAUGUCUAUUAUGGUGUAUAAUGGACAUUUUAAUGAACUCCAGCUGUGGUAAAAGUAUUGUUUUAUUUUCUGAAGUACUUCUAAAAGGGAUCUUCUCUGUGCGUCUUCAGGUUCUGGGAGAUAAACCAGACCUGCCUGAAGGAUCCUCUGAUGACAUCAAAGCAGAUGCCUCAAACAGGAAGAUGGCCAAACUGUACAAGGUGGGAGAACAGUGAACAAACCACUGAAACGAACAUCCAACUGGUCUAGUUGCAUUAUGAGGACUUUUCACAUACACCUGUGCCUAACGAGAAAAACACGUCUCUGAUCUCUCCUCUACAACUCUUCCUCUGUCUCUCCUCCUCUCCCCCAGGUGUCCAAUGGCAGUGGAGACAUGGCCAUGUCCAUGGUGGCAGCAGAGAACCCAUUCUCCCAGAGUGCACUGGAGUCCAGCGACUGCUUCAUCCUGGAUCACGGCUCUGAUGGCAAGAUCUUCGUCUGGAAAGGUCAGCAGGGGUCACCCAAUAUCAAAGAAAUGUUUAUGAUCAGCUGAUUUUUCACAGUUAGAAAUACCAUCAAUUCAGCAAGUCAAUGAAAGCACAGUAGCUAGACUUGUUUUGGCAUGGUAUGGCUGCUUUCAUGUCCAUUUGGUAACACUUAAGGUAUAGCAUUACAGACCACAUUUAGAGAAUGAGACAUUGAACAGUGUCACACAGAGAUUAUAUGAUGGAACUGGAAGAGGUUUAUUCUUUCCAAAGAUAAUGGUCCUCAGUUAUAUACCAUGGUGAUAGUUAUACGUAAAUGUUGAUUUUCAGUCUUUAGAGUUCUAAGUGGUUGAAUUAAUGAAACCUAUUUUUUGAAUUUUUCUUCCCUCUCCCACGUACUCUCACCCAGGCAAAGAAGCCAACCUGGAGGAGCGUAAGGCAGCCAUGAAAGCAGCAGAUGAGUUCAUCAAGAAGAUGGGGUACCCCAAACACACCCAGGUGCAGAUCCUGCCGGAGAUGGGAGAGACGCCUCUCUUCAAGCAGUUCUUCAAGAACUGGCGUGACAAGGACCAGACAGAGGGCCUGGGUGUGGCCUACGUCUCCAACAGCAUCGCCAAGAUAGUGAAGGUGUCCUUUGAUGCCGCCACACUCCACGACUCCCCUGCCAUGGCUGCCCAGCACGGCAUGGUGGACGGCGGCAACGGAGAGAAGCAGGUAGGUGGACGAGAUGAGGAGCCGGAGCAUGUGUACACAUUGUACGGCAAGCCUUCCCAUUCAUCUUUCUUAGAGUAACUAUCAGGAUGAGUAUUGCUAUGAGUAACUAUCAACUUUAUAAAGAAGGGCUAUUAUACAGUAAUAGCAUUCUGUGAGGUACUGUGAGGCAGUCAUGUUUGGGUUUCAGCCCAAUGCAGUCAAAACAGGAAGGAUAUUAAAGUAGUAAAUCUCUGAUGAACAGAUAGCAACCAAAUGAGAGGGACAUGAUUCUGCAUUAUUCAAGCUGUAUUUACAUAUACAGCUUUGUUUCAGUAGCCUGCCACAACUAGGGGUUACAUCAUGUGUAUGUGUAUGGACAGAUCUGGCGUAUUGAGGGAUCAGACAAGGUGGAAGUGGACCCCUCCACACAUGGACAAUUCUACGGGGGAGACAGUUACAUCAUCCUCUACAACUACCACCAUGGAGGACGCCAAGGACAUAUUAUCUACAUGUGGUAAGAGAGACAUUAAAAUAGAAUUAAAAUGAUGGAAAAUAAACAGUAGAAACUAUCAGUAGAGAUAUUUUGCCUGCUAACUGGAGUCUCUCUCAGGCAGGGAAGUGAUUCUUCCCAUGACGAAAUUGGUGCUUCAGCCAUCUUGGGUGCCCAGUUGGACGAUGAGCUUGGUGGUGGGCCUGUGCAGGUAAUGAAUGAGUGGGUGUGUGUGUGGAAGAAGUGGCUUUCUUUUCCCAUCGCAUAUUCCUUUUUUAUAUACUUUCCUCUUGGCCUCAUCUAUAUUGAGCCCAGUAACCUCCUUCCUUACCAGUGUGUCUGCUCAUUCUCCCUCUUCCUCCACCAUUGCUUCCUGUCAUUUCCUGCCUCUUUGUUUUUUCCAGGUUUCUGGGGCUCCUAUUACCACCCAGGUACUCCCCUGUCAGGGCUGCAUGACUCAGUACAUAGACCAGGCAUGGGGGGCUUAGAAUCUCUGUAUUUAACUGAUAUGGCUCAAUGUGUUUACAGAGAAAUCAGCCGGUUGAAAUCAACAGGGACCCCAAACAGGACAUUCCAAAGCCAUGUUUAUGAGGGAGAUCCCUUUGCCCUCCCUGAUCCUGUUGCAUUAUCACUCUGACACAUAGCUACUGAUCCCAGACCAGCCUAUUAUCUGACCUGCUGUGGGGACGAAGAGCUCUCUUGCUUGUCCUUAAGAAAUUUGCUCAACUCAAGCAAGGACCAUUGCAUAGGCCACCAGUGAUUCUAGGUUGUCUUUUAUACUGCAGUUCUUUAUGAUUUAGCUAGAUCAUGCCUUGGCUCUGUAUAAGGUUCCAGGCUCUGGGAAUGUCUGUGACCAUCUCUUGCUGUGUAUCUGUCUGUGUGUGUCUGUCUAUGCCUGUCAGUGUCUCACCCUCCUGUCUAUAUACAGUGUGAAAAUGUUUGCUGUGCACUGCGUAGUUAUGUUAUUGAUGUGUUAUAAUGCAUGACUAACAAUAAUCCUACAUUUGUGUAGAAGCCCACCAGGGUGGAAACUUCAGUCACAAACCUGUUUAUAUUCCAAGCAACUGUCCAUGAUGUCUAAACGCUGACGACACCUAUCAUACAUUUGUAACGGUAUGAUACAUAGUCGUGCAAAAUAAACAGCAUUUAGAGGAACUUAAUGCAUAGAAAUGCAUGAAAAUAAGUCAGCACACUAUAAACAUGCAACCUUGCCUCACAAGUUUUCAGUACAGAGGUACUUUCACUCUGUGCAAUAUGCACCUAAUUUCUCUCUAGCCCUCCGUCCAGCAGUCUCCAAUUUUGGGAGGAAAACAUCUGAAACGAGGCUUUGUGCAUGCCCACGCAGGUCCCAACAUUUCAGGAAUGGUGUUGAGAGGAGAACAAACACACUCUUGAGUGACUAAACAGUGAGAAAGCCACACAGUCCGUCGGCCUGGGAGGGGGAGAGAAGUCCCCUUUGUGCUGGCGGAUGAUGAGGCAAACUGGCUGCAUCCAGCAAACAGGAAGUCCUGCUGUCAGACAGCUAGACAGACAGACAGACGCACAGCAUCCUGGGAGAUUAGGGUAGGGAGUGCCAUGGAACACUUAACUCUGUCAGAGUUCUCCUACCCUGUUGUUGUUCAGAGCUCACUGCUGCCACCCUGUGGGAUAUUAUUGUAGACACAUGCAAGGCUGCAUCGCAAAUAAAUCUAGAUUUCCAAAUAGAUGUAAUUCAAUACAAUUAUAUUCUUCCAAAGAUCCACAGCUUUUUGAUUUUCCCUGCAUUUGGUCUCAGAAUUUCUUAUUGCACAGAAUAUAAUUUUUGUGAAAUUAUACAGCAUGAAUCACCAUGAUUAACAAUGUGUCCAACUACAUCACAACAGUAUAGAUGUUUGUUAACUAGUUUGCUCUGUGGUCCAGGUGAGGGUAGUCCAGGGCAAGGAGCCAGCUCACCUCAUGAGCCUGUUCAGGGGACAGCCCAUGGUGGUGUACAAGGGAGGUACGUCCAGAGACGGGGGUCAGUCCGCUCCCGCUGAAACACGACUCUUCCAGGUGCGCUCCAACUCUGCAGGGUGCACAAGAGCUGUGGAGGUGAGUAACAUCGGGAUAGGGCCCUGUUUUUCUGAAAUGAGCUACUCAACUGCACUAUAUUUAAAUACAUGACACUUGUGGUCAUUUUCCACCCACCAUGUUUCAUCCAUCCACCUCUAGGUUGAUGCUGUGUCCUCCAACCUGAACUCCAACGACGCCUUCCUCCUGGUGACUCCAGCAGCCUCCUUCAUGUGGGUGGGCCAGGGGGCCAGUGACACUGAGAAAAAUGGCACCCAGCAGCUCUGUGACAUUCUGGGGGUGUCCUCCUCAGAACUGUCUGAGGGCGGAGAGACUGGUAUGUACUGUACGUUGUGCCAAUGGACAUUGGCUUUUCUUUGCUCUGUGGCUGGCUGUGGCAUGUCCUAACCAACUGCUUGUUGUGUGUCUCUGUGCAGAUGACUUCUGGGAGGCUCUGGGAGGGAAGGCAGCGUACCGCACCUCCUCCAGACUGAGAAGCAAGGACAAGUUGGACGCCCAUCCACCCAGGCUCUUUGCCUGCUCCAACAAGACCGGAAACUUCAUUGUGAGUCCCAUAUUAUUACCAUCAGCCAUUCGUGGUUAACCCUUUAACCCUGGUCUUUCUAAUGUUCCUGGUUCCCUCCACCCAGAUUGAGGAGGUACCUGGGGAGAUGACCCAAGAGGAUCUGGCUACCGAUGAUGUCAUGAUCAUGGACACAUGGGAUCAGGUAGAUACAUUAGCAUGUGGUAUUUUCUAAGAUGUGAAUAUGAUUAAGUGUGGAGAUGUACUAACAGUAACACAGUGGAUAACAGAUUCAUUUUAAUGUCACUUUAAUAAUGUUUACAUACUGUUUUACCCACUUCAUAUGUAUAUACUGCAUUCGGAAAGUAUUCAGACCCCUUUACUUUUUCCACAUUUUGUUACGUUACAGACUUAUUCUAAAAUGGAUUUAAUUGUUUUUUUCCCCUCAUCAAUCUACACACACUACCCCAUAAUGACAAAGCAAAAACGAUUUUUAGAAAUGUUUGCAAUAAAAAAAACUGAAAUAUAACAUUUACAUUAGUAUUUAGACCCUUUACUCAGUACUUCUUUGGAGUACCUUUGGCAGCGAUUACAGCCUCAAGUCUUCUUGGGUGGGACGCUACAAGCUUGGCACACCUGUUUUUGGGGAGUUUCUCCCAUUCUCUGCAGAUCCUCUCAAGCUCUGUCAGGUUGGAUGGGGAGUGUCGCUGCACAGCUAUUUUCAGGUCUCUCCAGAGAUGUUAGAUCGGGUUCGUCCGGGCUCUGGCUGGGCCACUCAAGGACAUUCAGAGACUUGUCCCGAAGCCACUCCUGCGUUUUCUUGGCUGUGUGCUUAGGGUCGUUGUCCUGUUGGAAGGUGAACCGUCACCCCAGUCUGAGGUCCUGAGCGCUCUGGAGCAGGUUUUCAUCAAGGAUCUCUCUGUACUUUGCUCCAUUCAUCUUUACCUCGAUCCUGACUAGUCUCCCAGUCCCUGCCGCUGAAAAACGAUCCACCACCAUGCUUCACCGUAGGGAUGGUGGAUGGUUUCCUCCAGACGUGACGCUUGCCAUUCAAGCCAAAGAGUUCUAUCUUGGAUUCAUCAGAAUAGAGAAUCUUGUUUCUCAUGGUCUGAGAGUCUUUGAGGUGCCUUUUGGCAAACUCCAAGUGGGCUGUCAUGUGCCUUUUACUGAGGAGUGGCUUCCGUCUGGCCACACUACCACAAAGGCCUGAUUGGUGGAGUGCUGCAGAUGGUUGUCCUUCUGGAGGGUUCUACCGUCUCCACAGAGGAACUCUAGAGCUCUAUCAGAGUGACCAUCGGGUUCUUGGUUACCUCCCUGACCAAGGCCCUUCUCCCCGAUUGUUCAGUUUGGCCGGGCGGCCAGCUCUAGGAAGAGUCUUGGUGUUUCCAAACUUCUUCCAUUGAAGAAUGAUGGAGGCCACUGUGUUCUUGGGGACCUUCAAUGUUGCAGAAAUGUUUUGGUACUCUUCCCCAGAUCUAUGCCUCGACACAAUCCUGUCUCGGCGCUUUACGGACACUUCCUUCGACCUCAUGGCUUGGUUUUUACUCUGACAUGCACUGUCAACUGUGGGACCUUAUACAGUGAGGGGAAAAAGUAUUUGAUCCCCUGCUGAUUGUGUAUGUUUGCCCACUGACAAAGACAUGAUCAGUCUAUAAUUUUAAUGGUAGGUUUAUUUGAACAGUGAGAGACAGAAUAACAACAACAAAAUCCAGAAAAACGCAUGUAAAAAAUGUUAUGAAUUGAUUUGCAUUUUAAUGAGGGAAAUAAGUAUUUGACCCCUCUGCAAAACAUGACUUAGUACUUGGUGGCAAAACCCUUGUUGGCAAUCACAGAGGUCAGACGUUUCUUGUAGUUGGCCACCAGGUUUGCACACAUCUCAGGAGGGAUUUUGUUCCACUCCUCUUUGCAGAUCUUCUCCAAGUCAUUAAGGUUUCAAGGCUGACGUUUGGCAACUCGAACCUUCAGCUCCCUCCACAGAUUUUCUAUGGGAUUAAGGUCUGGAGACUGGCUAGGUCACUCCAGGACCUUAAUGUGCUUCUUCUUGAGCCACUCCUUUGUUGCCUUGGCCGUGUGAUUUGGGUCAUUGUCAUGCUGGAAUACCCAUCCACGACCCAUUUUCAAUGCCCUGGCUGAGUGAAGGAGGUUCUCACCCAAGAUUUGACGGUACAUGGCCCUGUCCAUCGUCCCUUUGAUGCGGUGAAGUUGUCCUGUCCCCUUAGCAGAAAAACACCCCCAAAGCAUAAUGUUUCCACCUCCAUGUUUGACGGUGGGGAUGGUGUUCUUGGGGUCAUAGGCAGCAUUCCUCCUCCUCCAAACACGGCGAGUUGAGUUGAUGCCAAAGAGCUCGAUUUUGGUCUCAUCUGACCACAACACUUUCCCCUAGUUCUCCUCUGAAUCAUUCAGAUGUUAAUUAGCAAACUUCAGACGGCCCUGUAUAUGUGCUUUCUUGAGCAGGGGGACCUUGCGGGCGCUGCAGGAUUUCAGUCCUUCACGGCAUAGUGUGUUACCAAUUGUUUUCUUGGUGACUAUGGUCCCAGCUGCCUUGAGAUCAUUGACAAGAUCCUCCCGUGUAGUUCCGGGCUGAUUCCUCACCGUUCUCAUGAUCAUUGCAACUCCACGAGGUGAGAUCUUGCAUGGAGCCCCAGGCCGAGGGAGAUUGACAGUUCUUUUGUGUUUCUUCCAUUUGCGAAUAAUCGCACCAACUGUUGUCACCUUCUCACCAAGCUGCUUGACGAUGGUCUUGUAGCCCAUUCCAGCCUUGUGUAGGUCUACAAUCUUGUCCCUGACAUCCUUGGAGAGCACUUUGGUCUUGGCCAUGGUGGAGAGUUUGGAAUCUGAUUGAUUGAUUGCUUCUGUGGACAGGUGUCUUUUAUACAGGUAACAAACUGAGAUUAGGAGCACUCCCUUUAAGAGAAAUCUCUGAGGGGGUCAAAUACUUAUUUCCCUCAUUAAAAUGCAAAUCAAUUUAUAAUAUGUUUUGACAUGCGUUUUUCUGGAUUUUUUUGUUGUUGUUAUUCUGUCUCUCACUGUUCAAAUAAAAAUUAUAGACUGAUCAUUUCUUUGUCAGUGGGCAAACGUACAAAAUCAGCAGGGGAUCAAAUACUUUUUUCCCUCACUGUAUAGACAGGUGUGUGCCUUUCCAAAUCAUGUCCAAUCAAUUGGAUUUACCACAGGUGGACUCUAAUCAAGUUGUAGAAACAUCUCAAGGAUGAUCAAUGGAAACAGGAUGGACCUGAGCUCAAUUUCGAGUCUUAUAGCAAAGGGUCUAAAUACUUACGUAAAUAAGGUAUCUCUAAAAACCUCUUUUCGCUUUGUCAUUAUGGGGUAUUGUGUGUAGAAUACUGAGGAUAUAUAUAUUUUUAAGCCAUUUUAGAAUAAGGCUGUAACGUAACAAAAUGUGGUUAAAGUCAACGGGUCUGAAUCAUUUCCAAAGGCACUAUGUAUAUACAGUUGAAGUCAGAAGUUUACAUACACCUUAGCCAAAUACAUUUCAACUCAGUUUUUCACAAUUCCUGACAUUUACUCCUAGUAAAAAAAAAUACAUCACAUUCCCAGUGGGUCAGAGGUUUACGUAGACUCAAUUAUUAUUUGGUAGCAUUGCCUUUAAAUUGUUUAACUUGGGUCAAACGUUUCGGGUAGCCUUCCACAAGCUUCCCACAAUAAGUUGGGUGAAUUUUGGCCCAUUCCUCCUGACAGAGCUGGUGUAACUGAGUCAGGUUUGUAGGCCUCCUUGCUCGCACACGCUUUUUCAGUUCUUCAUCGAAUUGAGGUCAGAGCUUUGUGAUGGCCACUCCAAUACCUUGACUUUGUUGUCCUUAAGCCAUUUUGCCACAACUUUGGAAGUAUGCUUGGGGUCAUUGUCCAUUUGGAAGACCCAUUUGCGACCAAGCUUUAACUUCCUGACUGAUGUCUUGAGAUGUUACUUCAAUAUAUAUAUAAUUUUCCUUCCUCAUGAUGCCAUCUAUUUUGUGAAGUGCACCAGUCCCUCCUGCAGCAAAGCACCCCCACAGCAUGAUGCUGCCACCCCCAUGCUUCACGGUUGGGAUGGUGUUCUUCGGCUUGCAAGCUGCCCCCUUUUUCCUUCAAACAUAACGAUGGCCAUUAUUUACAUUUUAGUCAUUUAGCAGACGCUCUUAUCCAGAGCGACUUACAGGAGCAAUUAGGGUUAAGUGCCUUGCUUAAGGGCACAUCGACAGAUUUUUCACCUAGUCGGCUCGGGGAUUAGAACCAGCGACCUUUCGGUUACUGGCACAACGCUCUUACCCACUAAGCUAUUAUGGCCAAACAGUUCUAUUUUUGUUUGAUCAGACCAGAGGACAUUUCUCCAAAAAGUACGAUCUUUGUCCCCAUGUGCAGUUGCAAACCGUAGUCUGGCUUUUUUAUGGCGGUUUUGGAGCAGUGGCUUCUUCCUUGCUGAGCGGCCUUUCAGGUUAUGUCGAUUAUAGGACUCGUUUUACUGUGGAUAUAGAUACUUUUGUAACUGUUUCCUCCAGCAUCUUCAAGGUCCUUUGCUGUUGUUCUGGGAUUGAUUUGCACUUUUCGCAGCAAAGUACGUUCAUCUCUAGGAGACAGAGCGCGUCUCCUUCCUGAGUGGUAUGACAGCUGCGUGGUCCCAUGGUAUUUCUACUUGCGUACUAUUGUUUGUACAGAUGAACGUGGUACCUUCAGGAAAUUGCUCCCAAGGAUGAACAAGACUUGUGGAGGUCUACCAUUUUUUUUCUGAGGUCUUGGCUGAUUUCUUUUGAUUUUCCCAUGAUGUCAAGCAAAGAGGCACUGAGUUUGAAGGUAGGCCUUGAAAUACAUCCACAGGUUCACCUCCAAUUGACUCAAAUGAUGUCAAUUCGCCUAUCCGAAGCUUCUAAAGCCAUGACAUCAUUUUCUGGAAUUUUCCAAGCUGUUUAAAGGCACAGUCAACUUAGUAUAUGUAAACUUCUGACCCACUGGAAUUGUGAAUUUAUAAGUGAAAUAAUCUGUCUGCAAACAAUUGUUGGAAAGAUUACUUGUGUCAUGCACAAGGUAGAUGUCCUAACUGACUUGCCUAAACUAUAGUUUGUAAACAAGACAUUUGUGGAGUGGUUGAAAAACGAGUUUUAAUGACUCCAUCCUAAGUGUAUGUAAACUUCCGACUUCAACUGUAUGCAUGUGUACAUAUAUAUAUAUAUAUAUAUAUAUAUAUAAAUUCUUAAUCCUUUUUUAUUUUUUUAUUUCUUUACUUUUCUUUGGAUUUGUAUGUGUUGUUAGGUAUUGCUGUUGGAGCUAGGAACAUAAGGAUUUCGCUACACCCGCAAUAACAUCUGCAAAAUAUGUGUACACGACCAAAUACAUUUGAUUUUAAUUUCAGUACAUAGUCUAAUGUAGGUUGAAUCACCUCUUUUAGGUGUUUGUCUGGAUCGGGAAUGAAGCACAUGAAGAGGAGAAGAGUGAGGCGAUGGCCUCCGGUAAGUGAAUAUGGAAAACUGCUGCUGAAUUUAACAAAUUAUUAAUUCAUUAUCAUGUAGACUGUUUUUCAUAGAGAAUGUACAUGCCACCCUGCCUUUUGAGUGCAUUAGUCAUGUCAUGACCAAAAUAAUUUGAUUGAGAAGUUUACCACUGGGAAAACUGCUCUCUAUAGAACCCUAAUUUAAUCCCCUCCUCCCCUAGCUGUGCGUUACAUUGAGACAGACCCUGCCAACCGUGACCGCAGGACGCCCAUCGUGAAGAUCAAGCAAGGGUUUGAGCCGCCCACGUUCACCGGCUGGUUCCUGGGCUGGGACCACGAGUACUGGACCAGCGACCCCCUGGAGCGGGCCAUGGCUGAGCUGGAGCUGUGAACCGUCACCUUUAACCCCUAACCCUGCCGCCUGGCUCUACCACACACACUGAGCAGCUCCAGUCAUGAGACUUUCAAUGGUUGAAUCCUUUAUGCCCUGCCAACCUCCUUACUUCUGACUGCCAGUGGGAAUAGAACAGGCUUUCAUACACCUGUUGAGCUGACACAGAGCACUAGUGCACUAUUUUAAUCUCUCCUGAUAAUAAUACUUUAUUAGCUUUUAUACAUAUGCAAAUGAGCAUGUAAGUGACCAAUAAUAAGGGCUUUAAUGGAACCGAAGGCUUAGAUAAAGCAAUCUGCAUGGACAUUUAAAUAUAGUUUGUGUGAGAUAUUUUAUACAUUUAUUUCUACGAUGCCAACAACAGUAGGCUGUUUCUCGCUAUUCAGUAUCUCACAAACAUCCAAAACCUAGCAUAUUACACUGAACAAAAAUAUAAACGC
Molecule: messenger RNA, 20696 nt
Organism: Coregonus sp. 'balchen'
Lineage: Eukaryota; Metazoa; Chordata; Actinopteri; Salmoniformes; Salmonidae
Source: the annotation of a GenBank genome assembly